AUGCCGAAUAACGAAGAAACAGCCACUACCGUAAAGCUUGAAGACUUUAAAGAUGUCCCCAAGAUCCCAUGUGCACGAAAUGCCAUGCUUUACGGAAUGGGUGCUGGUACAGGUGUUGGUGCUGUUCGUUACUUGAUGAAGCAGAGAAUCCCUACUGCCGCAAAUUGGGCCGUUGCCGUAUUUUGCGGCGUUUCGGCAGUGUCUUUUGAACUCUGUCAAAUGGCUCGCAAGCAAAAGCUGGAAAAACUUCAGCUUAUCAUCAAAGCAACCGAUUCGCGCCCUAUCCCGAGCAACGAACGAGUGACAAUAGAUGAGCGUGGUAGAAACGGAGCAUUCCACGUUAUGGUUGAUCUGCCAGAAACCAAGAAAGAUUAA
Messenger RNA from Phycomyces blakesleeanus NRRL 1555(-), 375 nucleotides. RefSeq lists its product as hypothetical. Gene Ontology annotation, biological process: mitochondrial respiratory chain complex IV assembly. Gene Ontology annotation, cellular component: mitochondrion; mitochondrial inner membrane. The record is from RefSeq and is a predicted model, not a curated record. The coding region runs from base 1 to 375 and encodes 124 amino acids. The transcript has 4 exons. Lineage: Eukaryota; Fungi; Mucoromycota; Mucoromycetes; Mucorales; Phycomycetaceae.